UUCUGGGUGUGUGUUUAUGACAGACUAUCAGACCCGCUGCCUCCUUCCGGCCUCGCCGUGGGCGAUGAGACUCCACGUGAGGAACUUGGCGUUCUGAGUCACGCCCUCCUCAGAGACACUUUUGCCCUCGGGGAGACUUGGCAGUCGCUCCCUACCCACCUCGCCCGCUGCCCGGCUCCUCCGGGUCCACGGGGUACCACCGAGCGCCCACGGGGGCCUGCCGGCCGCCCGGUGACCCGGGCCGGUGGGGGUAGCCGGCCGGUACCGGCCAGGGGACCGACGCCUUCUACCCCGCUCUGAGGUGUGGGAUCGGCAGGCUGAGAGACGCCUCUGGUGAGAAUGGAUCCCGUGACCUAUGCCGAGUUCCUGAGAGAAUCCGGGAAUGAGGCCUUCCGAACCGGGAACUAUACCUUGGCCAUCCGAAAAUACGACGAGGCGAUAUCCGUGCUGCUCCAGCUGUAUCACUGGGGAGUUCCUCCGAGAGACCUGGCCGUGUUGCUGUGUAACAAAUCCAAUGCCUAUUACAACUUGGAAAAGUGGGGGGAAGCCUGCAAUUCUGCACAGGAGAGUCUGCGUUGGGACCCCACUUACGUUAAGGGUUACUACAGAGCCGGCUACUCUUUGCUUCACCUCUUCAGACCUCAAGAAGCCUCUCAGAUGUUUUUCAAGGGGCUGGGGAUUCUGCAGAGCUCACUGGACACGGGCCAGACGGCCGAAUUUUUGGUGGGACUCCUCGCCACCGUCAACGAGCACCAGGUGGAAUUGGUGGGCUUGUCGUCCUUCUACGAGAAGAUCUUCAACCCCCGCUUCCCGGCCCUCGUCUGGCAGCUGGUGAUAGAGAAGUUGACCAGGAAGGGGAUGUGGCAGGCCUUGCUCCUGCUGUCGACUGAGAAAGAGAGAUUACCGGGCUUGCUAAGCAUUCCUCAGUUAUCACUGAGGGAACUCUUUGAGAAAUAUGUCUUCUGCGGGGACUACGUCAACCUGGAGAUGGUGCCCAACCUGGUGGAGUGGCUGAUCUCGAUGGGGGCCAGCGUGGAGAGCAUUGGGCUGCACCCUCUUCAUGCCAUCAUGAAACUCUGCAUCCUCGCCAAGGGAAGCCGUCUCUUCAGGUGGCUGCUGGAUCAGAGACCGGACUUGGUGAAGAAAAUCAACACGCAGGACGAAGAAGGACGGACUCUCCUGCACCUCGUGGCCGCCAACUCGCCCGGUUACCUCAUCAAACGUCAGACGGAGGACGUGCAGAUGCUUCUCCGGUUCGGCGUGGACCCCAGGACCCUGGACCGUCAGUCGAGGCGGGCGGUGGACAUCCUGAAGAGAAACAAAAACUUCAAGGCCAUCGAUAAGAUCAACUCCCACUUGGAGCGGUCGUCCAGCUUCCCUCGGGACUUUCCGGGGCAGAGCAACGGCGAAAUCGCCGAGAGCGAGGAUGAAGUCUUUCUGGCCGCGUUCGAGCAGUUCGCCCAGUUCUUUGGCUCCGAGCACGGAGCCCAGCACAAGAACCUGCUGAAACAGGAGGCGGUUCAGAGGUUUAUCCACGCCCUCGCCACCGUCCAAGAGAUCCCCCCGACCCUGGCCUGCGACGUGGAUCCCCACGCAGCCAGCGCCCUGAUCAAGUCGCUGCUGGAGAGGCAGAAGUGGUCCGAAGUCCUGCUGUUGCUGACCCGCAAGGCCAACGGCGGCGGGGAGCCGCACCCCGGCCCCGGCCUCAUCCGGACCUGUGACCUGUCCGACCUGGACAUCCGCGUGGUCAUCCAGCACCUCAGCAGCUGGGACGAUCGAAGGACCCACCUCCUGAGAUGCCUCAUAGACCGAGGAGCGUCCCCCGAGGGCCCGAGGCAGGCCCGGGAGAGGCCGCUGCCCGUGUGCCUGAGGGACAACGACUUCCAGCUGGCCUAUCUGCUCCUGAGCAAAGGGGCGGACCCGCAGAGCAUCUCCCUGGCGGAAGGCGAUACCCCGCUCCACGCCGCCCUCUACAUCGUCUUAGACAAAAAGGACGAAAUCGGCUUUAGCUUCCUGAACUAUCUGCUGGGCCUGUUCUCGUCCAACCCCUCCGCUUUCCCCUACCUCAACCCCAACGCCCAAGACGCCAACGGGAACACGGUGAUGCACGUCAUCUUCCAGAGGAAGCCGAUGAAGCGCCUCAAGAGGCUCAUGGACCUGCUGGCCCGGUUCGACAUCAACCUGAACCUGAAGAACAAGUGGGGGAAGGACGUCAAGUACCGCGUCAAGAAGAACGACCCCCUGCUCGUGAGCUGGACCCGGGCCGUGCUGGAGCACAGGCGGCGGCACAAGCAGGAACCCGCCGGGCCCGUCGGCAAGACCGCCGGGUCCCCGGGGCCCGGCCCUUCCCCUCGAUCCAAGAGCCCGGGCUCGUCGUCUUCCACCUCGGCCUCCUCGGCCGGAGACGCCCGCGGGGCCGGGCGGGAGUCGGCCGGAGACGCCCGCGGGGCCGGGCGGGAGCCCGGAGCCGCCGGGAAGGCCCACGCGCCGAGGGACGGCCUCGCGGAAGCCAUCGCGGCGCUGAUCGCGCAGGUGGAGCGGGAGGGGCCCGAGGCCCCCGAGGAACCCCCGGCCCCGCCGCCCCCCCCGGCCCCGGCCCCGGCCGUGGGACGGGCCGUCGGCGUCCGCGGGCCGGAGGAGCCGGCGAGCCGGGAGGCGGCGACGGCCGGGAGCGGGCCGGCCCCCGUGGCCAACGGGCCCGUGGGGGCCGGGACUCCGGACGGGGAGGUCCCGGAGCCGGAGGCCCGCCUCCAGGACUUCGACAAGAUGACCUGGGAGAUCGAGUGCACGUCGGAGGUGCUGAAGAAGCUGGGGAGCCCCGCGGUCCCGCGGCCGAUGAAGAGGAAGAUCGUGCUCGUCAUCCAGCAGCUGGGCAACGGCGAGUGGACCCAGAGCCUGCAGAAGCGGCUGAGGCACCUCAAGGCGGGCAUCCGGCUCUACGAGGCCAAGCUGGACAAGGGGGCGCGCAUGCUCUGGGAGCUGGCCGUCGACUUCUCGCCCCGCUGCAGCGAGAACCCCGAGAAGCCGGCCUCCCCCCACGGGCCGGAGAGGUCGGGCCGGGUCUACACGGAGAUGAUCCGGAUCUGGGACGUCGUCCUGGACCACUGCAAGCUCAACGACGCCAUCAGGGCCAUCUGCAGCGCCUACAACCGGGGCCUGGCCUGCGUCUUGAGGAAGAAGCUCAAGGGCAUCAACCAGAGCCGGCUGUCGUCCCACCUGAAGAUCCAGAGGCGCAUCCCCCGGUGCUACGUGGAGGACCUGGAGGCGGGCAAGGGCCAGGCCCAAGGCCUGCUCGAGUACUUCCCCCCCGCCAGCGCCGUGGAGACCGAGUACGGCAUCAUGAAGUUCCACAGCUUCAGCACGGACGUGGCCUUCAACAUCGUCCACGACUCCGCCUCGCCCGUCGAGUACCCGUUCCGGGUGGGCGAGCUGGAGUACGCCGUGAUCGGCCUGAACCCCCGACCCCUGGAGCCCAUCGUCCUCAUCGGGCGGAGCGGGACGGGGAAGACCACCUGCUGCCUCUACCGCCUGUGGAAAAAGUUCCAUUCCUACUGGGAGAAGGCCCGCCGGGCCCGGGGCCCUCUGCUGGUCCGGCAGACCUGGCAGAGGAGGCGGCUCCAGGCGGGGGGCGGAGGGGCCGAAGAAGAGGAGGAGGAGGAAGCGGAAGAGGAGGAGGAGGAGGAGGAGGAGGACGGCGACGGGCGGGCCGAGGACGGCGACCGGGCCGAGGCGAGGGAGGACCAGGCGGCGGCGGCCGGCGGCCCGGGGCCCGGGUCCGGUCUGGACGGCAGCGAGGCGGCGGGGGCCGGCGGCCCCGCGGCCGAGGAGGGCGGCGGGAGGGAGCCGGACCGCCUGGAGCACCUGCACCAGGUCUUCGUCACGAAGAACCACGUCCUGUGUCGGGAGGUCCAGAGGAACUUCGUCGAGCUGUCCAGGUGCACCCAGUGCACGAGCCACUUCAAGCCCCUGGAGCCCAACGUCCACAGGCUGCAGGACGUGAAGGACGAGAACUUCCCCCUCUGCCUCACCUCCAAGCAGCUGCUGCUCCUGCUGGACGCCUCGCUCCCCGAGCCCUUUUUCCUGAGGAACGAGGACGGCAGCUUGAAGAGGAACGUCGUCGGUUGGUCCGCGCGGGAGGAGCUGCUCAUCCCCAACUGGCAGGAAGAGGACGAGGACAGGGAAGCGGACGGGGCCCACCAGGAGGAAGACGGAGGCGAGGGAGCCGGCGCCGGGGAAGACGAUCCCCGGGUGUUCGUGACCUACGAGGUGUUCGCCCGGGAGAUGUGGCCCAAGAUGGUGAGGGGCAAGCACCCCUUCAACCCCGCCUUGGUGUGGAAGGAGAUCAAGUCCUUCCUGAAGGGGUCCUUCGAGGCGUUGAGCUGCCCGCGGGGGAGGCUGACGGAGGAGCAGUACCAAAAACUGGGCAAGAAGAGGUCGCCCAACUUCAAAGAAGACCGGAGCGAGGUGUACAACCUCUUCCUCCUCUACCAGCAGAUCAGGUCGCAGAAGGGCUACUUCGACGAAGAGGACGUCCUCUACAACCUGUCCUGCCGACUGGCCAAGCUCCCGGAGUUGCCCUGGUCCAUCCACGAACUCUACGGGGAUGAGAUCCAGGACUUCACCCAGGCCGAGCUGGCCCUGCUCAUGAGGUGCAUCAACGACCCCAACGCCAUGUUCCUCACCGGCGACACGGCCCAGAGCAUCAUGAAAGGGGUGGCCUUCCGCUUCAGCGACCUGCGCUCUCUGUUCCACUACGCCAGCAAGAACUGCGCGGACAAGAAGCAGUGCGCCGUCAGGAAGCCCAAGAGGAUCUACCAGCUCUACCAGAAUUACCGGUCGCACUCGGGAAUUUUAAAUUUGGCUUCCGGGGUGGUGGACCUGCUCCAAUUCUAUUUCCCGGAAUCCUUCGAUCGUCUGCCCCGGGACAUCGGCCUCUUCGAUGGCCCCAAGCCCACCGUCUUAGAGUCGUGCAGCGUCAGCGACUUGGCCAUUUUGUUAAGAGGCAACAAGAGGAAGACGCAACCCAUCGAGUUCGGGGCCCACCAGGUGAUCUUGGUGGCCAACGAAAUGGCCAAGGAGAAGAUUCCGGAGGAACUAGGGUUGGCGUUGGUGCUGACGAUUUAUGAAGCCAAAGGCUUGGAGUUUGACGACGUUCUCCUGUACAACUUCUUCACCGACUCCGAGGCUUACAAGGAGUGGAAGAUCAUUUCUUCAUUCACCCCUUCACCCCACGUGACGGAAGAGAACAAACCGAUAAUCGAAGUGGCCCUGGAAAAGAGAAUGGCCUCUCCGAGCCGGGCCCUCGGAAUCAACGCCGAGAUGUACAAGUUGCUUAAUGGGGAGCUGAAGCAGUUGUACACGGCCAUCACCCGAGCCCGGGUCAACCUGUGGAUCUUCGAUGAAAACCGAGACAAGCGGGCCCCCGCUUUUAAAUACUUCAUCAAGAGGGAGUUCGUCCAAGUCGUCAAGACCGACGAAAACAAAGACUUCGACGACAGCAUGUUCGUGAAGACGUCCACCCCUCAAGAGUGGAUUGCGCAAGGGGAUUACUACGCCAAGCACCAGUGCUGGAAGGUGGCGGCCAAGUGUUACCAGAAGGGAGGAGCGUUGGAGAAGGAGAAGCUGGCACUUGCCCACAACGCGGUGCUGAACGUCAAGUCGAAGAAAAUCAGCCUCAAGGGGAAGCAGAUGGAGUACUUGGAAUUGGCUAAGACCUAUUUGGAGUGUGGCGAACCUAAACUGUCUCUGAAGUGCCUGAGCUACGCCAAGGAGUUUCAGCUGUCGGCCCAGCUGUGCGAAAGGCUGGGGAAGAUGAAAGAUGCCGCCUAUUUCUAUAAGCGAAGCCAGUGCUUCAAAGAUGCCGCGAGGUGUUUUGAGCAAGUUCGGGAAUUCGAUCUAGCCCUCAAGAUGUACUGCCAGGCGGAAAUGUUUGAGGAAGCCGCGGUGGCGGUGGAAAAGUACGAGAGGAUCCUCGGGGCCGAGGACCCGGCGGCCCCCAAACUGUCCUACUCGGCCAGCCAGUUCUACCUAGAAGCGGCCGCCAAGUACCUGAGCGCCAACAAGAUCCCGGAGAUGAUGGGGGCGCUGUCCAACCUGGACCGGGAGGACCAGCUGGUCUUCCUCAAGUCCCGGAAGCGCCCGACGGAGGCGGCGGACCUGUUGAGGCGGGACGGCCGGGAGGAGGAGGCGGCCCAGCUGAUGAGGCAGCACGGCUUCCUGCUGGAGGCGGCCCGGCUCACGCCCCGCCCGGACUUCCGGGCCUCGUGCCUGCUGGGGGCCGCCCGGCGCCUCGUGGCCGGGCCCGGGGAGGCGGAGGAGACGGAGGCCGUCCUGAGGGAGGCGCUGGAGCUGUCGGAGCAGACGGGGCAGCGGGCCGGCGUGGCCGAGGCGCUCUUCCUGCAGGGGGUCCUCCGGAGGGACCCGGCCCGGCUGCGAGACGCCUUCUCCCGGUUCCUGCGCCUCAACCGCUACGCGGGCGGGGUGGAGGCCCUGUACCACGCCGCGGCCCUGGGCGAGGCCGACGGGGCCCGGCUCCUGGCCCUGGGGCCCGGGGGCCUGGAGGCCCUCCUCGACCUCGCCCGGGCCCUCCGGCGGGCCUCCACCAACGCCGAGAAGGCCACGGUCAAGUCCUGCUUCGACUUCUUCGGCCUCUCGCGGGCGGACCCCGGCCACGGCCCGGCCCCCCCGACCGAGCCGGGCCCCUUCCUCGGGGUCCUGCCGGACGUGGACGCCGGCCCGAGGGGCCGGGAGGCCGGGGACCGCCGGGUCCUGGUCCUGCACAAGCACCUGCUGGGCCGGCUGUGCGCCAUCGGGCGGGGCCUGCUGAGGCAGAGGGUCCCGGAGGCCUGCCCCAAAUACCUCGUCGGCCUGAGCUGCCCGGACGCCCGCUGCCCGGACUUCCACCGGCCCCUGCGGCGCCCCGAGGCCCGGGCCGCCCUGCACGCCAAGAUGCACCGCGUGGCCGUCGGCGGCCUGCUGCUCGAAGCCAAGCGCGUGUUCCCCCGGGCCCUGGCCGAGGAGCUGGCCGAGGUGGACGCCCUGCUGGCCGGGGAGGCGGACGAGGCCUGCCGCUCCCUCCUGGACGCCGUCUUCCCCGGGCCCUUCCACCCGAGGGUCCUGUCGGAGAGCCCGGCGGCCUGCGCGGAGCUGCUGGGGCCCGGGCCCCGCUCCCUCAAGCCCCUGCGGGUGGCCCUGAAGGAGCACGUCCGCGGCCGGUUCCGCCGCGAGAGGGCACGGAGCCGGCGGGAGUCGACGGACCUCUGGCUGGCCGCCAUGCGGGCCGCGGCGCUCUCGUCGGGCUACCCCCAGGAGCUGGAGCGGCUGCUCCACCAGGAGGAGGAGGAUUACAACCGGGAGCUCAAGGCCCUGGGGGCCGGGGAGGGGAGGGCCCGGGGCCGCGGGGCCGGGGGCGAGGCGGGGGGGAGGCCGGCCAAGGGGCCGGAGGGCCGGUUCGGCAUGCUGGCGCCCGACAGGUACGACGGGAGCGCGGAGCGGGCCCACCUGUCCUUCAUCCGGCUGCUGGAGAACUCCCUGGAGCGGCUGUACGGGCGGCGCGACCCCGAGGGCUCCAAGCGGCUCUUCUUCCGCUUCCUCAACGUACUGGUCCGCCGCUGCGCGGAGCCCCCGAUGAUGCCCGGCGUCGGGAACGCGCUGGCGCUGCUGGAGUUCCAGUUCGUCCACUGCGCGGCCGUCCUGGCCCGCCUCUGGCCGGGCGCCGUCCUGUGCCUGCCCCAGGGCUACCUGGCCCUGGUGCACCACUGGGGCCACCUGUUCGGCGGGCCGGACCGAGAGGCGGGCGGCGCCUUCUUCUCCGUCCUCCGCGACUACAGGCCCAAGGACCCCGGCCGGGCCGCCCGGGCCUUCCGCUUCCACCUGUCCUACCUGGCCGGCGUCCUCUGCGGGGCCGAGAACCCGGGCUUCGACGUCCUGCUGGACGCCUUCGGGGAGCCGGGCCGCGUGGCCUCGGGCGAGGCGGAGCGGGCCACCGUGCUCUGCCUGGCCAUGCUGGUCAACGCCGACGAGGUCCUGCAGCCGCGGUGCAAGCCCGUCCUUUUCCGCCACUUCCCGGAGAUCGAGGCCAAGCUGCGCCUCUUCCGGCACGCGCGGCCGGACCUGGUGCCCGCCCGGCUGGUCCGGCUGGUGGACCGGGUCCAGGCCGCCUCGGACGUCGGGGCCGUGGCCGAGGCCCUGCAGGACCUGCUCCUGGAGCGGGACGGGGAGCGCCUGGUGGACUGCCGCUGGCGCGGGGACGGGCCCCCCCCCGGCCGGGGCCUGCGCUGCGAGGCCGUCAGCCUGGCCCGGCUGGGCCGCCUGGACCCCCUGCGGGGCCCGGCCGGGCCCGAGGCCGACUACGAGCGGGACGAGCCCGCGGAGGAGCGGGAGGACCCCCUGGCCGCCAUCCUGUCCCAGAAGCGCCUCAGGGAGCUCCGGCAGGCCUCCGCCCGGCGCCGGCUGAGGCGGGUCUGCCUGGUGGUCUCCCUGUGCGUCCGCUGGAGGCGGGGCGCCCGCCCCCACCCGGAGCCCGGCGCCGACGAGGCCCGGGCCCCCGGGCCCCCCGGCCCCUUCUUCAAGCGGGCCGACGUCGACCGCACUCAGUGCGACCUGUGCGGGGUCCGGUUCGGCCGGGGGCCCGAGGACCUCCUGGGUCCGGCCGGGGCCCCCGAGGGCGAGGCGGGGGCGGGGCCGCCGGGCCGGGGCGGGGCCCGGGCCGCCGGCCCGACGACCUACGAGGAGCACGUCCGCCUGGAGGAGCAUCGGAGCAAGCUCCUGGCCUACGGGGGGUACCAGGCGCUGCUGGCCGGUCGGGUGGCCCCGGCCGUGGAGGAGGGCGAGCGGCUGGUGAGGGACAUGGAGCAGAGCCUCUGGGUCGGGGGCCACCUGGGCUCCAAGGAGCAGAGCAACAUGAUGCGGAGGAAGGUGCAGGAGAACAUCAGGAGGAUCUCAGACACCGCGGAGGACCUCUACAAGAGAAAAGCCUGGGCCGACGCGGAGGACACCAUGGUGAGCCUGGUUCGUGCGUUGAUGGCGUCGGUUGAGGAUGCCCGGGAGUGGCUGGAGAAGACGGAGGUGUGGCUGAAAGAGGAAGGCAUUGCCCAGGAAAAUGAGUUUGAAAACGAAGACUUCGGGGAGCUGUGCACUAAAAGGCGCUGGAGAAAACGUGGGAAGCCCCGCCGAUAUUAAUGUCUAGACCGUCGUUGAUUUCCCACACCCGGCGCCCAUUCCAGUGGAUGGAUGACAGCAGCCUGGGAGGGGGCGGGCGACAGUGGAGGCAGCAGCCGCCAAAAACACGUGGGGCCGAAAAGAGCGGUUCGGCCCACCUUCUCUCUCACUUCUUCUCUCUCGCCGUCAGAAGUUCCGUUGCGUCUCUCCGGCUGUUUCGGGGGAAGCCGACGGCCCACGGGCCCCGAGGUUCUGUGAGCGUCCCGGAGGGUGACGUGUUAGGGUCGGGGGCCCGGGUGAGCGGCGGGGGCGGCGGAGAUGCCCCCCGGGACGGUGCUUGGAAUCAGGCUCCUGGGUGAGGCCCGCUUGUGGACGGGGGACCUUCCUGUAGCCGGGGACAGGGGAGCGUGGGCCGUCCGAUCGCCGGAUCCGUCCUCGUCUGGUGACGUCGCUGCUUCUCGGCGGGGUCGGUGGCCCUCCGAUGCAGGGAGGAGAGCCCCCCCCCCCCCCAGUCAGGUGCCAGGGGCGGGGAGGUUGGCAACGGUAACGCCGUCCUCCGGUUGACCCUGCCUAUCCCGUCAGUGCCCUCCUGAGUCCCUCCCCUCCGACACUUGCAAGGUAAACAUCUCUCUUGGUCUUUCUCACCGAUCUCGUUUUCCUCAGUGCCCCCACCGGCCGAAGAACACACUCUGUUCCGGGGUACGUUCUGAUAUCGUCGGCAUUCAGAAAAAUACCCGUCCUUCCGCUCGUAGUUAAGAUGCGUGGGUUGGGGCCCGAACCGACCCACGACCACGCAAUUCCCAUCGGACCCCCUCGCCGCGACCGGUGUCCGGGCACCCUACGCUGCCCUAGCUGGGCUUCCUGCCGCCUCUGUAGAAUCAGAAAACCCAGGUGUCGAUAAUUUUUACUUCGCAGGUUUUUAUAGAGUUUGUUGACCAGAAAUCUUGCUCUAUCAAUUCUGUUUUUAAUAAAGUCAAAUGGUUUCCGUUUUA
Molecule: messenger RNA, 10151 nt
Organism: Ornithorhynchus anatinus (platypus)
Lineage: Eukaryota; Metazoa; Chordata; Mammalia; Monotremata; Ornithorhynchidae
Gene: TRANK1
Product: tetratricopeptide repeat and ankyrin repeat containing 1
Exons: 25
Coding region: 340-9180 (2946 amino acids)
Molecular function (GO): protein binding
Source: RefSeq, a predicted model, not a curated record